AUGGGUCUUCCACAGCGCCGUUCUCUGACGGUGGCUGAGCCGGCACGCAACUCGCUGCCUGGCGCGCCGCACCCGAAUGUCAUGCUCGUCAUCCGCUUCCUCGUUACCGGUCUCGUCUGCCUGCUCUCCCUUGCCACAGCCAUCAUCUGCAUCCUUGUGGUCAACUACUACAACACACACGAUCCCAUCAUCCGCCCCUCGUGGGGUUCGCUCAUCUUCCUCAUCGUCCUCGGCCUGUUGACGCCCAUCAUCUACUUUGGCUACAACAUCUUCCUGCCGCUCAUGCCGUUUAUCAACUACGGUGACUUCCUGUACGGGUUGUUUAUGGUCAAGAUUGAGCUGCUGCUGCAGUUUUCCAUGUGCGUGCUGUGGGUAUCGGGCGCGCUGGCGUACGCGUGCGAUUUGCGCGGGCGGGAGAACUGCCAGUUUGACGGCUAUUGGCAUUACGAGAAACCGGACAACUUUGGUCACGUUUGCGACCUCAUCAACUACGCCGUCGGCUUUGCGUACGCCACGUUUGGCGUGCAGGUGUUCCUGUUUGUCAUCGAGACCCUGUACGGUGUGUACAUCUUCCUCUUCUUGGACCAGGAGAGCCUGAAUGAGCCGCACUUCGAGUGGGGCAGGAGGGCGUACAACCAUGCGCAGCAGUCGAAACAGCAGCAGCGACAGGCUGCCAUCGGUCGAUCCCCCAGCCGUGGCGUCAACGCGCGUGCGUUGGGCGGUGCAGGUGCCGGUGCAGCGGGCGCGGCCGCAGUGUACAGGAACCAAGGCAGGCGCAGCCCGGCCAGCGAGUCUGGCAGCUCGAGCCAAGACGCCUCUUCGCGCGGCGUCGGCAGGAGGGGCGCCGCUUACGCAGAGUCCGAGAUGGAAUCGAGAGGAUCGGCACCCAUCUCGCUGGGCAGCCGAGGCAGGAGGGGCGCAGCGUACGGCGGAAUGGCCGAGGAGGACGAAGAGUCCCAGGUGGGCGGUAGGCCGCUGUCGGCUUCGUCGUCGCAGGGUGUGGGUGAUGGACCGUUGGCGGCGGCGGCAGCGGCGGGUGGGGAGCGCGGAGGAGGAGGUCAUCGACCGGCGAGCUCGCGGGGUGGCUCGAGGAGGUCACGCCGAGGUCCGCUGUCGGAUGAGGAGAGCGGGUGGCAUCUACGUGAGGAGGAGUCCGAGCGCUAG
Molecule: messenger RNA, 1164 nt
Organism: Sporisorium graminicola
Lineage: Eukaryota; Fungi; Basidiomycota; Ustilaginomycetes; Ustilaginales; Ustilaginaceae
Exons: 1
Coding region: 1-1164 (387 amino acids)
Source: RefSeq, a predicted model, not a curated record